UCAAAUGAUGAAGUAGGGACAAUUGGGUCCUGCUGUGAGAAUCCAGGUGAGGUAACAGUCAGACACGACACGUUUGUUUCCACCAACCAACAAUCUUUACACGUCGGCACUUUUCGCCACCCUCUUCCUUCCUUCCUUCCGUCGCCGGCGAUGGCAUGGUUUCAAUCAUCAAACCGGAAAGUCCAGUUACCGGCCCAAACCCGGCCGGUCCUUGACGAUGACGAACGGAUCGCUAACGACGACGAAGAUGCUGAAAGUUUGAAGCUGACGCCCACGGAUAGCAGUGUCACGGAAGAUCAAAAUCGAGAUCCUUUCAUGGGAGUAAAGGUACGGAGAAAAGCUUCGUUUCAUAGAAACUACAUCGGCGAUUACCUUGACGUGCCUUCUCGACCCUAUCUCAUGAAGAUUCUAGAAAAACAAGGUGACAAGAAAGUCCUCUUUGCAGACAAAGUUUUGAAGUUCACAAGUACAGGGAAGAUGAAGAGGCGCAUUCUUCUUAUAACUGAUUUUGCCGUUUACAUUGUGGAUCCAGACAUUGAUGCACUUAAAAGGCGGAUUUCCCUGGCAGCUGUUGAAAAGCUCUGUUUGAGUGAACUAAGUGAUAAUUUCUUAGCAAUUAUUAUCCCAACUGAAUAUGAUCUACUGAUAGCCAGUACUCGGAAGACGGAAAUUGUAUCUGUCUUAGUAGAUGCUACCAGGAGUCAAUCCGACUACGAACUUGAGGUGCUACUCUCUAAUAGUUUUCAGCUGAAAACGGAUGCAUCUGCAGAUAUUAUUGAAGUAGCUUAGUGUGUAUUGUUGAAGAACUGUGUAUGAGAAAAUGAUCAAGGGGCCAAGACAAAGAAAGUUUUUGGCUUGAUUUCAGGCCAGCAUAUACACUAGUGAAUACUUUGUCUUGCUUUCAUACUAAGGAUUCAAUUAUUGUUGUAGAGAAAACACUGAUUUGUUCCUUUGUGUCAGUUGUGUUACAAUGAAGCAAAUUAAUCUCUAUGCCUCGCUAGAAUAAUGAGUUCUCGAUGGACAGCCCUAUGCAAGCUGUGGAUGACCAGAAAAUCUUAAUCUUGGGACAUGUAUGUAGAUGAUAUGAUGGAUCGGAAACAGAAAAAGAGAGAGGGUGUUUGGAGCAUCUCAGUAGAUGUUUGCUCUUUUGUUGUUUUAUUUAUUUUUU
Messenger RNA from Solanum tuberosum (potato), 1168 nucleotides. Its product is annotated as myosin ID heavy chain-like. Gene Ontology annotation, cellular component: myosin complex. The record is from RefSeq and is a predicted model, not a curated record. The transcript is spliced from 3 exons. Gene Ontology annotation, molecular function: cytoskeletal motor activity. Lineage: Eukaryota; Viridiplantae; Streptophyta; Magnoliopsida; Solanales; Solanaceae. Bases 151 to 789 code for a protein of 212 amino acids.